GUAGUGUCGCGGAGGCUCUGCGCGACAGAGCAUUGCCUGUGUAUAGUUAAUAAGAACAACGCCGGUUGUAAUAAAAGUGUGGUACAUCAGUGAAAUAAAAAAAGUGUAUUUCUUUAAAGGAAAAAACAUUCAACAAUAAUAACAACAAUGCAAUACUACUUCGUUUGGAAUUGUGUUCUUGUUCUCAUCUUCCUGGUGUUCCGGAUCGAGAACAUCGACGGGAUUCAAUUAUGGGGCAUGCAGUACGGUCGCGCUCCGCUUUUGGAAAAGUUUACGUGGAAAACGAUGGACUUUGCUUAUCCGGACGAACGCAGCAGACAGCUGGCAAUGACAAGGGGCGAAUUUGUGCCGGAGAAUGCUCUGCCGGUUGGCAUCGAGAUCUGGAGGAACAAACUGUUCGUCACGAUACCGCGAUGGCGCGACGGAAUACCGUCCACGUUGAAUUACGUAUCGUUGGACGUUAAUCAAGGUGAAUCGCCGAAGCUGAUACCCUAUCCAAGUUGGGCCCAAAACCAGGCUGGUGCUUGUGGCAGUGGAUUGACUACCGUUUACAGAAUUCACGCGGACACGUGCGACAGGCUGUGGGUACUGGACACCGGGACAAUAGGAAUCGAAGACACAACCAUACAAGCCUGUCCUUACACCUUGAAUGUGUUCGACUUAAAUACAGACAAAUUGCUGAGGCAGUACAGGCUGAGACCAGAGGACAUCAAUCAGAACACCUUCAUCGCCAACAUCGCGGUCGAUCUGGGAAAAGGUGGUUGUGACGACGCCUUCGCUUACAUGUCUGACGAAUUGGGCUACGGUCUGAUCGUGUAUUCCUGGCAACAGAACACGUCUUGGCGAAUAACGCACAGCUACUUCAUGCCGGAUCCUCUGGCGGGCGAUUACAAUAUCGGGGGCUUGAAUUUCCAGUGGGGAGAGGAGGGCAUUUUUGGAAUGAGUCUGUCACCGCUCGCGGAAGAUGGCUAUCGAACGCUCUUCUUUCAUCCUCUCAGCAGUAACCGGGAAUUUGCGGUCUCCACGAGGAUCUUAAGAGACCAGCAGUUGUCGCAGAACAGUUAUCAUGAAUUUCAAGUGUUGCCAUCGAGGGGACCGCUUUCUCAUUGCACGGCGUCGGUGAUGGACGAGAACGGGCUUCAGUUCUUCAACUUGAUCGAUCAGAAUGCGGUCGGUUGCUGGAACUCUAUGUUACCUUACGCGCCGAUUAAUCAGGCGGUUGUCGCCAAACACGACGAGGCUAUGAUAUUUCCAGCUGAUGUCAAGAUAAAACACGGCUUGCUCUGGAUCAUAUCGGACCGGAUGCCGAUUUUCUUGAUGUCCACUCUGAAUUACACAGAUGUGAACUUCAGAAUUCUCACUAUGUCGGUUCAGGCGGCGAUCGCCGGCACGGUUUGCGACACCAUGCCGUGGAAACUGUUUAACACUAAUCGAAUCUGGUGGGACUGACACCGCGCUGCAUGCUGUUCUCCGCGUUCGAUUUGCGGCAAUACGCUCAAAUACGCACGCAAUCUUUUGUACUCGAGAUCGUGUUUAUCAAUAAACUGAAAAAGAACGAAA
Molecule: messenger RNA, 1560 nt
Organism: Pseudomyrmex gracilis
Lineage: Eukaryota; Metazoa; Arthropoda; Insecta; Hymenoptera; Formicidae
Gene: Y-y
Product: protein yellow-like
Exons: 7
Coding region: 148-1449 (433 amino acids)
Cellular component (GO): extracellular region
Source: RefSeq, a predicted model, not a curated record